Molecule: messenger RNA, 2405 nt
Organism: Lacerta agilis (Sand lizard)
Lineage: Eukaryota; Metazoa; Chordata; Lepidosauria; Squamata; Lacertidae
Product: neuronal acetylcholine receptor subunit alpha-7-like
Exons: 10
Coding region: 328-1863 (511 amino acids)
Biological process (GO): signal transduction; chemical synaptic transmission; monoatomic ion transmembrane transport
Cellular component (GO): postsynaptic membrane; neuron projection; synapse
Molecular function (GO): transmembrane signaling receptor activity; acetylcholine-gated monoatomic cation-selective channel activity
Source: RefSeq, a predicted model, not a curated record
CACACAUCAGCUUCCGUGCUCCCACUUCUUCCCUCUGUCUGGCACUAGGAAAGGUGCACAGCGCUUGUAAGGGAAAGAAGAGACGCACAGAGAAAAAGCCCUUCUUCCAAUCUUAAUUAAGUCACUGGCACUUAGAUGUAGUUAUUACCAGCAAUAAACAGUGAUGUGCGACUUGGACCAAUAUCCUUUCCUUUUGAGGUAGCAAAACUGGCUGGCUGGAUAUUGCGAUCCCUCUUAGCCAGAGACUCUCUCCAUCACUCAGAGCUGACAGGAAGACUUCCUUCACGGUGUCUGGUGUCUGCCUAGACUCCUAAUUGUGGCUUGACAAUGCUCACAGAGCGGUGUCUGGGCUUUGUCUAUUCCGGCUUGUACCUCUGGGCAUCCUUGUUCCUGUCUUUUUUAAAAGUCUCCCAGCAAGGUGAAAACCAAAGACGGCUCUACAGAGAAUUACUGAAGAACUAUAACAGCUUAGAACGGCCGGUAGUGAAUGACUCACAGCCCCUCGUCGUGGAGCUGCAACUGUCAUUGCUGCAGAUAAUUGACGUGGAUGAAAAGAACCAGGUCUUGAUAACAAAUGCCUGGCUACAGAUGUCCUGGAUGGACACGUAUUUGUCGUGGGAUCAGUAUGAAUAUCCAGGAGUUCAGAAUUUAAGAUUCCCAUCUGAUCAGAUUUGGGUGCCAGACAUUCUUCUGUACAACAGUGCAGACGAGAGAUUUGAUGCGACGUUUCACACAAAUGUUCUAGUGAACUAUUCAGGAUCUUGCCAGUAUAUCCCUCCAGGCAUCUUGAAGAGCACAUGUUACAUUGAUGUCCGCUGGUUUCCUUUUGAUGUGCAGAAAUGCGAUUUGAAGUUCGGCUCCUGGACGCACAAUGGCUGGCUGCUUGAUCUGCAGAUGCUCGAAGCUGAUAUUUCCAAUUACAUAUCCAACGGAGAGUGGGAUUUAGUGGGUGUCCCAGGUAAAAGGAAUGAGUUGUACUACGAGUGCUGUAAGGAGCCAUAUCCGGAUGUGACUUACACUGUGACAAUGCGCCGCCGCACCCUCUACUAUGGAUUGAACUUACUGAUUCCAUGCGUCCUCAUAUCAGGCUUAGCGUUGCUUGUUUUCUUGCUGCCAGCUGACUCUGGAGAGAAAAUAUCCUUGGGUAUUACGGUCCUCCUGUCUCUCACAGUUUUCAUGCUGCUUGUUGCCGAGAUCAUGCCUGCCACCUCAGAUUCCGUCCCCUUGAUAGCACAAUAUUUUGCAAGCAUCAUGGUAAUUGUCGGCUUAUCUGUGGUGGUGACGGUUCUCGUUCUUCAGUUCCAUCAUCACGACCCUCAAGCUGGAAAGAUGCCCCAAUGGGUUCGUGUAGUUCUGCUGAACUGGUGUGCUUGGUUUUUGAGAAUGAAAAAACCUGGCGAGAGCUUAAGACCCCUUUCUUGCAAAUACAGCCACUCUAGACACCAGUCAAGUGUCAGCAGCGUAGAAAUGAAUGUCUUACCAGGACACCAAUCUAGCAAUGGCAAUGUGAUCUACAGCUACCAUGUCAUGGAAAACCCUUGCUGCCCACAGAACAGUGAUAUGAGCGAUAAGGGUGGAAAAGGUCCCACUUCUUCACCUGAAGAUGCCGAGCUUACUCAAAGGAAAGUUUUAAUGGACACUAUCCCAGUGAUUGUGAAAAUCCUGGAAGAAGUUCAGUUCAUUGCAGCCCGUUUCCGAAAACAGGACGAAGGGGAAGAAAUCUGCAGUGAAUGGAAGUUUGCUGCUGCUGUCAUAGACAGAUUGUGCCUCGUGGCGUUUUCACUCUUUGCCAUCAUCUGCACGCUCACAAUACUAAUGUCUGCUCCAAAUUUCAUUGAAGCUGUUACAAAAGAUUUUACAUAAGGAUCUCAGAAACCAACAGAAAACUCCCAAAGGUUAUUGGGGAUUAUGAAUUGAUGCCAUUAAUUUUGUUAAACAAUGAGAUUUUAAAAUUGGGAAGUGCACUUUGUGCGCCGACUUCAAUAAAGGAAAGGAGUUGGAAUGAAUUUCAGCAUCCAGUUGUCUCCCCCAAAUGUUAGAGAUUACAAGGUACAGGAUUAAAGUACCUGGCUCUGUUACUUGUUUUGUAAACAGUGUCCUCUCCCUGUACUCGUGGUCAUGAUCUCUGAUAAAUAUUAGAUGAAACCUGAUAUACAACAUAUGCGUUGCCAAGUAAUUAGUCAAGUAUAAGUGCUAUUAGGAAAACACUAGUGAACAUUUUGCUGCAUUUGUAAAUCUUUCCUUAAACACGUUAUUUGCUGUCAUUUCCUUAAACACGUUAUGUGUCAUUUUCAAUAUCUUUGUUUGCAUCUUGACGCAAAGUUCAUCUAUGGUAAUGUAUCACUUUUGCCUUGAAUGAUAUUGCGGUUUGCCAAAUAAAUGGCGAGUUUUAGCUUUUAUCACCA